CGGCUAAAAUGGCGUGAGGGACGUGAGUUGGUGUCUCUUCUCUGUCAGUGCCUUCAGCUUCUGUCGUGCUCAAACAGCAGCUUUCAGACUGACAAACGGAUCCUUCCAUGCUCAUUGUUCUCAGAGGAAGAAGCAGCAUGGACAAAGUGAGGAGGAUCCUGGUUUACAUCUGUAAAGACCGAGCAGCUCCACAGCGAGCUCAGUUUGUUCAGAGUAUAACAGGUCACUUCACAGACGGUGGUGAUGACGAGGUGGAGGUGAACUGCACUCUGGAGAAAAACCGGUUUAUUCUUUUCAGAGGAGACAAAGGACAAAUGAUCCGUCUGAAGAGGCCUGCCUUCUGUCCCAUCAAGCACCUGUCAGUCACAGAAGCAGCUGCAAUCCCACUGGACAUUCAGCAGCGUGGAGUGGAUGUGGGCGUGGCCAUACUCCUGCAGACAGCCAAUCAGAGAGUGCUGCUGACACGACGGGCGCAGGAGCUUCGUAUAUUUCCCAACGUCUGGGUCCCUCCAGGUGGCCAUUUGGAGCCAGAUGAGACGCUGCUGGAUGCCGGCCUCAGGGAGUUAAAGGAGGAAACUGGACUGAAGCUGGAACCAGAGAAAGUUCGUCCAAAAAUACUGGGACUGUGGGAGUCAGUGUAUCCUCCCAUGCUGUCCAGAGGACUUCCUCAGAGACAUCACAUAGUCAUCUACAUGCUGCUGCAUUCCUCCCUCUCUCACCUGCAGCUACAGUCCUCUCUGAGCCCGUCUCCAGCUGAGGUCAGUGCCUGUCUGUGGGCCGACAGUCGGCUGGUCAGAGCCAUCGUGUCGGCCGUGGAUGGAGAGGACGGUGAGGUUCGACUGGGCGACCUGCCGAACAGCAUCAGUGUGUCGCAGGUGUCUGCACAUGGAGCUCUUUGUGACUUGACUCUGCCACUGGCAGUGUUUGUUAGUCGGGCGCCAGCCAGUGAACCAGAUGUGGAGCGGGUCAGCACCGGUACUAAGUUUGCCCUGGAGCUAUGGUUGAGGAGCUUGGAGACACCUGACCCCUGACCCCAACAAGCUAACCCUGCAGGCAACAGGAAGGACUGUUCAGAAUCAGAGAAAUGACUGUCUGUAAAUGUGACUUUAAUGAAGUCUGAACUUGUCUUGUUUUUCAAUUAAACACAUGAAGAAAUGACAGAAAUGAGUUUUCAGCUAACACCACUUAGCCUUUGUCCCACCAGGAGUUUCACAGUGGCAAAACACACUCCUGGACAAGGCCAAAUGUCCACAUACUUUUGGCCAUAUAGUGUUUCAGUGUCAUUUUAAUAAAAAGGUUUAAUGACUUUGUAAUUAAACAAAAUACAUUUAUAUCUUUCCUGUGUGACACUGUGACGUCGAUAAUAACCUGCACAUUUCACGCUGUUUCUUCUUCAAGUCAUUAAACAACACGAGCCUGAAGAAUCUUUGCUCUGAAGAAUCAGAGCAAAGAGCAGCUUCUGUCGUUAAGUAUAAAGUCCUAACAGCAUAAGUUAGACCAGUGGUCCCCAACCCCCGGGCCGGGGACUGGCACUGGUCCGUGGGCCGCAAAGAGAGAAUGCAUAAUUUACGUUAUUUGUAUUUUAUUAUCUGAUUAUGAAAGAUGUUUAAUUUUGAAAAAUUACUGUAUUUUCUCCGCCACAUCUGUCAAUGACUCACUCUUGAUGCAUGUCAAGAUGCUUGCCUCGGUCACGUCUUAUGUACGUCUAGUGAUGGUUCUCUGACACCCGAGGUUCUGA
This is a messenger RNA of Toxotes jaculatrix (banded archerfish), 1738 nucleotides long. RefSeq names its product nudix (nucleoside diphosphate linked moiety X)-type motif 17 (gene nudt17). Gene Ontology annotation, molecular function: NADH pyrophosphatase activity. Gene Ontology annotation, cellular component: cytosol. The coding region runs from base 108 to 1031 and encodes 307 amino acids. Gene Ontology annotation, biological process: NAD+ catabolic process; NADP+ catabolic process. The record is from RefSeq and is a predicted model, not a curated record. The transcript is spliced from 10 exons. NCBI's taxonomy places the organism in Eukaryota, Metazoa, Chordata, Actinopteri, Toxotidae.